Molecule: messenger RNA, 2336 nt
Organism: Pistacia vera
Lineage: Eukaryota; Viridiplantae; Streptophyta; Magnoliopsida; Sapindales; Anacardiaceae
Product: luminal-binding protein 5
Exons: 8
Coding region: 109-2109 (666 amino acids)
Biological process (GO): endoplasmic reticulum unfolded protein response; cellular response to unfolded protein; protein refolding
Cellular component (GO): membrane; endoplasmic reticulum lumen; nucleus
Molecular function (GO): ATP-dependent protein folding chaperone; misfolded protein binding; ATP hydrolysis activity
Source: RefSeq, a predicted model, not a curated record
AAACUCUAACAUCGAAGCCCUCCCAGACAAAGAAAGGCUCUGUUUAGAUUUUAGAGAGUGAAAGAGAGCGAGAAAGCUAGGCGGAGUUUAACUUUUGAAGUACGCGCGAUGGCCGGCUCUUGGAGAGCACGCGGUUCUCUCGUUGUGUUCGCUAUUGUCUUCUUCGGUGGUCUAUUUGCUCUUUCGAUUGCGAAAGAGGAAGCUGCUAAGUUGGGAACAGUUAUUGGAAUAGACCUUGGAACAACAUAUUCUUGUGUUGGUGUUUACAAGAACGGCCAUGUGGAAAUUAUAGCCAAUGACCAAGGAAACCGUAUUACCCCUUCAUGGGUUGCUUUCACCGACAGUGAGAGGCUGAUUGGUGAGGCUGCAAAGAAUCAGGCAGCUGUUAAUCCCGAAAGGACUGUCUUCGAUGUCAAGAGACUUAUUGGAAGAAAGUUUGAGGACAAAGAAGUCCAGAGGGACUUGAAACUUGUUCCUUACAAGAUUGUGAAUAAGGAUGGAAAGCCUUAUAUUCAAGUCCAGGUUAAGGAUGGUGAGACCAAGGUCUUCAGUCCUGAGGAAAUCAGUGCUAUGGUGCUGACUAAGAUGAAGGAAACAGCAGAAGCAUUCCUUGGGAAGAAGAUAAAGGAUGCUGUUGUUACAGUUCCUGCCUACUUCAAUGACGCCCAGAGACAAGCUACAAAGGAUGCCGGUGUUAUUGCUGGAUUGAAUGUUGCAAGAAUUAUCAAUGAACCAACAGCAGCUGCCAUCGCAUAUGGUUUGGACAAGAAAGGUGGUGAGAAGAAUAUCCUUGUCUUUGACCUUGGUGGUGGGACAUUUGAUGUCAGUAUCUUGACAAUCGACAAUGGUGUUUUUGAGGUUCUUUCAACAAAUGGAGACACUCAUUUGGGAGGUGAGGACUUUGAUAUGAGAAUUAUGGAGUACUUCAUUAAAUUGAUCAAGAAGAAGCACGGAAAGGAUAUCAGCAAGGACAACAGGGCUCUUGGCAAGCUCCGGAGGGAAAGUGAACGUGCCAAGAGAGCUCUCAGCAGUCAGCACCAGAUUCGUGUUGAGAUUGAAUCACUUUUUGAUGGUGUUGAUUUUUCUGAGCCACUUACCAGGGCUAGGUUUGAGGAGUUGAACAAUGAUUUGUUCAGAAAGACCAUGGGACCUGUGAAGAAGGCAAUGGAAGAUGCUGGAUUACAGAAGAGCCAGAUUGAUGAGAUUGUUCUUGUUGGUGGCAGCACUAGAAUUCCAAAGGUUCAACAGCUUUUAAAAGACUACUUUGAUGGAAAAGAACCUAACAAGGGUGUCAACCCCGAUGAGGCAGUUGCUUAUGGUGCUGCUGUUCAAGGUGGCAUCUUGAGUGGAGAGGGUGGUGAUGAGACCAAAGACAUCCUUCUGUUGGAUGUGGCUCCACUCACUCUUGGUAUUGAAACUGUUGGUGGGGUGAUGACUAAGUUGAUCCCCAGAAAUACUGUAAUUCCAACCAAGAAAUCUCAAGUCUUCACUACUUAUCAGGACCAGCAGACUACUGUCUCCAUUCAGGUCUUUGAGGGUGAAAGGAGUCUCACAAAGGAUUGUAGGUUGCUUGGGAAAUUCGAUCUUAACGGAAUUGCUCCAGCUCCUAGGGGAACCCCUCAAAUUGAAGUCACAUUCGAAGUUGAUGCCAAUGGUAUCCUAAAUGUCAAGGCCGAAGAUAAGGGCACUGGAAAAUCAGAGAAGAUCACCAUCACAAAUGACAAGGGACGCCUCAGCCAAGAGGAGAUUGAACGGAUGGUUCGUGAAGCAGAAGAGUUUGCUGAGGAAGACAAGAAGGUGAAGGAGAAGAUUGAUGCCCGUAACAGCCUUGAGACCUACGUCUAUAACAUGAAAAACCAGAUUAACGACAAGGACAAGCUUGCUGACAAGCUCGAGUCCGAUGAGAAGGAAAAGAUCGAGACAGCCACAAAGGAGGCUCUUGAAUGGCUCGAUGACAACCAGAGUGCCGAGAAGGAGGACUAUGAGGAGAAGCUUAAGGAGGUUGAAGCUGUUUGCAACCCAAUCAUUACUGCCGUAUAUCAAAGAAGCGGUGGAGCUCCAGGUGGUGGGGCAUCAUCAGAGGAGGACGAUUCACAUGAUGAACUGUGAGAAUCUUUUAGUUUGAUUGACCACUACUGCCAGGAAUAUAGGGGGCAAAAUUUGAGAAAAUAGUGUUAGGGUAAUGUGAGAGGAAACUUACUGUAAUUUUUCAGAAGUCAAGGGAGAGGAACUUCCCCUUCGCUUGUUUUUUGGAUGUGAAGAAUACUUUUAAAAUAUCCUAUUUUAUUGUUUUUACUAUUGGUAUUUGUUUUAAUAUCAGUUAAACUUUUGUUCUA